This is a messenger RNA of Planococcus citri (citrus mealybug), 2366 nucleotides long. Its product is annotated as galactose-3-O-sulfotransferase 3-like. Gene Ontology annotation, biological process: glycolipid biosynthetic process. Gene Ontology annotation, cellular component: membrane. The record is from RefSeq and is a predicted model, not a curated record. NCBI's taxonomy places the organism in Eukaryota, Metazoa, Arthropoda, Insecta, Hemiptera, Pseudococcidae. Bases 11 to 1186 code for a protein of 391 amino acids. Gene Ontology annotation, molecular function: galactosylceramide sulfotransferase activity. The transcript is spliced from 2 exons.
CAGAACUGAAAUGUGUUUCUUUAAAAGCAGAGCUCUUCUGCGAAUGAAUUUUUUCAAUAAAAAACGUAUCAUUGUAUUUCUGAGCACUUGUCUAUUAGUUCUAAUACUUCUGCUGCAAAUCAAUUCAAAUUGGAGGCUCUUGGAUACAAUGCGGGGACCACCAGACAGCGAGCCAUUGGUUUAUCAAUGCUGCAUUUCGAUGAAUAAUUCGAUCCGGACAAAUAUAUUCUUUCUGAAAACUCACAAAACUGGAGGUACAACUGUACAAAACGUCAUCGUACGAUUCGCCAUUAAGAAUUCGCUCGAUAUGAUGAAUACAAAAUACGACACUUACUAUUUGCCAAUUUCCGAUUCGUCAAUAUAUCCCGAACUGAUGACACCCAAUAAUAAAUACAACGUGUUCGCGAAACAUGCUCGAUAUGAUUCAAAUUUGAAAUCGUAUCAAUACCCUGAUACAUCAAUGGUGACAAUAUUGCGACAUCCGGUUACAUUAUUUCAAUCAUUGUACAUUUUCUUCCGAAUGGACAAGACCACAGGUAUGAAUUUCCAACAAUUCUUGAAAGCGCCAGUAAAGCCGGCAUUUUUAACAGGCUUUGAUAGCGAAAUAGCGUACAGAGGGUACAAUCAAAUGAGCGUAGAUUUAGGAUUCGAUUUGGCACAAAGCAAGAAUACGACCGCUGUCACUGAAUUUAUCGAGAAAAUAGAUCGAGAAUUUGAUUUCGUCAUGAUAACCGAGCACAUGGACGAAUCUUUCGUUUUAUUGGCUAACCUAAUGGGAUGGCCUUUGGAAUACGUCACUUCUUUGAGAUUAAACAGCAGACUCGAAGAAUCAGAACCAUACUCAUUAACUUCACAAGACGAAUCAACUAUAAUAGAUCUCAAUCAAGUCGAUGCUCAAUUGUACGAUUAUUUUUUGAAAAAAUUUCACAAAUGCAGACAGCAAUACGGUGAGAAUAAUUUGAACCAACAAGUUCAACAGCUUCAAAUAAUGAAUAGAAACUUCAAGGAAAGAUGCGUAGCUCGCGAGGUAACGCGCUGGAAUAAAGGUUUUGUGAAAAGAAUCGAAUAUGUACCUAGAAAUCUAUUUGAUAUGGAAUGUUUUUAUUCCAUGCAAGAGUCACCUGACCUAGCAAAAAUUACUCGUCAAGUACAGGCCAACAGACUGAAGGCGCUAAGAAAUGAGUAGGAUCGUUGGUUGAGGUACUUUUGACCCAACAAGUCCGUUCCUAUCGUCACCAAAUCUGAGCAAAAAAACAAGAGGGAACAAGGCAGUAGUGUGCUUCCACUUCAAGUAGCCUUUUAAACUAGUCCAGAAAAAAAUACUACAUGGUAACUAGGCCCAAUUAGGAAUUUUCCAAAAUUCUGAGUGAUACUCGAAGCCUACAGGAAAAAUUCAAAAACCAUGUUCGAUGAAUGGAGAAAACAAGAUCACCCAAGCAGGUUCUCUACAACAUAGUCCCACAAGCAGGAGGAGUAGAAGAAGAUCCAAAGAACUGAUCGAUACUUAGGACUCCAUCGCAAGUUCCAUGCCAUAGCAGACAGGCUGAGGGCGACGUUGAAUCAGACAGACUCAAAGCCAAGAGGUCAAACCAUGUAAAUCAGCGUACUGAAAAAAAAAGUGUGGUUAACACUUUGAAAGCGAUUCCCAAAAAUUCAAAAAACAUGUACUCGUCUUGUACUUUGAUUUCCAAAAUUUAGAUACCAGCUAUGUCCACGCCUUUUGCAGCAUUCGUUUCACUUGAAACAUUCAUUCUGUGGUGAAAGUCAUUCAACGAAUUUUUUACGUAGCUCCGGAAGGAAGAUGGAGACAUUUCUAAAAACAAAAAAAAACUGAUUCUUCGCUCCAGUUUAUUAGCUACUGCCAACGUGUUUUGUAGAAAACACCUCAGUUCUAAUAGAUAGUAACUUUAUUCAAGAUUUUACAUCGACUUAGCCCAUUGCCAUAAAAACUCACAAGACCAAAGAAUCUAUUGGAACUGAGAAAUUUUCCCCAUAACACUUUUUUUUCAGAAAUAUUCCCUCUAAAAAUCAUAGCUUACUUUUCAGGUUAGGAAAAAAACUCAGAAUGAGUUAACAUUUCAGAGUUUGGUCUUAAUUGUACAUCUCAAUAUAACAGAAAAUAUAUUUUUCAAUUAGGUAAUUUUUAUUCUAAAUUUAAACAUCGAACCAACAGAAGCAUCGUUGCUACAUUUCGAAUACUUACAUAGCUACUCAAGUAUUUUGCGCACACAAAAUGAUUAAGAAAUGGAACGAAAACGAAUGUUUCAAGAUUUUGAAAAAUUUCAUUGCUAUGCCCUGAUAAUUAGUUUUUUUGAGAUAUGAGAAUGGAUGUGCAAUAUCGUAUACCUUUUUUAUGGUCAUAUUAC